GACGCGGGAAGCGCGACUGCUGCCGCUGCAUUGCAAAUCCCCAAGCGCGCGCGUGUCUGUCUCUUUACGGAUUUGCGUGUUUGCGCUCGGUAUUCGGUGGUGUUGUUUUUCUGAGUUUCCGUAUCUGUGUGUGUGUGUGUGUGUGUGUGUGAUGGGUGGACAUAAAGCCUAGCACAGCGGAGUAAGAUUCCUACCGGAUAUAAAGUACACUGGGAAAUAACGGACCCUCGAACGGAAAAAAACGGGAAUAUUCGCUCACUACGGAGUUUUUUUGUUUUUUUUUACAAGCACACACACACACACACACACACUGGUUCUUGUUACUUCUCUCCUAUUUGGAUCUUAUGAUCUCCCUCAGUGUUUGGAAUUUAAAUCGGAAUGAAAAACCGCGAAGAUCAAAGCGCGUUAACGGCAUGAGGAAAUAAAACAGCUGCGCGCGAGCUUGUUAAAAUGGAGCUGCGGAGGCUUUACUGUCUCAUCCUUAACACACCGUUACUGCUGUACGGGGAGGCUGCCUUCACUGAAGUGCCUACAGAUGUGAGUGUAUGUGAGGGUGAGGACGUGGAGAUGCCGUGUGCAUUUCGUGCCGUUGGUGGGUUUCCAUUUGCUUUAGAGAUCCAGUGGUGGUACCUAAAGGAGGCGACUCCACGGGACACACAUGACACUCACACAGGCAACCGAGCCAAGGUUACUCCAAGAGACGCCACUAAGAUCAGUACGGUGCGUGUGCAAGGGAAUGCCAUCUCUCACAAGCUCAGCCUGUCCCAGGUGGGGAAGGCAGAUGAAGGUGUAUAUGAGUGUCGGGUGUCAGAUUUAUACUCAGAUGACACACAGGACUUUAAAGUGCAGGCGACGCUUCGUGUGACACCACGGGACAGCAUGCUUGCUGAGGAGGCCGUGUCUCAUAUCCAAAACCGCUGGACAUUAAAGAGUGCAGCACGAGCCACUAAUGAACCAGAUCAGGGAAAAAGCCACAUAAACCCUCUAUCGUCAUCACAACCAACCCUCGCCACAGGCUCACCACACACUGCUAAUACCUCCAACAGACAGCAGCAUGAGACCGGUUCCGUUACCAUGGUUACUGUGGAGCCGCUGAUGUACAUCUUGCCGUUGAUAUUUUACAUGCUCUUCUGAAUGAAAAUGAAAAAAACAAAUAAUCUUUUAUCUACCACUGAGAUAAUCAACAAACAGAUCAACAAAUGUGAUCAGUUUACUGUUUCAGCAUGUUAAAGACGACUCGCAGCAGAAAAAGAAAUGAGAAAAAAGUCAACUGAAAUUUUUUUGAUGAUAAUUGGACCAUAUGAAAAAAUAUGGAAGAAUUAUGAAAACAAAUACACACAAAUUUGAGUCUAGGUGACCUAGUGAUGACUAGGUGAAUUAGCAUUCACAUCAUUGUCCAAUCACACACACACACACACACAUAAUGGACGCGUCACUGUUUUUUUUUUUUACACAUUAUUUUAUCAUUUAAUUCCCCUUACACUGUAAAUUAUAGGAUUUUUAUUCCCUAUUGUAUUUGAUUCCUUUUUCAGUCUUUGAAAAAAGUUUGUUAAAUGUUUUAUUUUUG
Tachysurus vachellii is the source of this 1567-nucleotide messenger RNA. RefSeq names its product V-set and transmembrane domain containing 2B (gene vstm2b). The record is from RefSeq and is a predicted model, not a curated record. The transcript is spliced from 5 exons. NCBI's taxonomy places the organism in Eukaryota, Metazoa, Chordata, Actinopteri, Siluriformes, Bagridae. Bases 451 to 1134 code for a protein of 227 amino acids.